This is a messenger RNA of Beta vulgaris subsp. vulgaris (sugar beet), 1858 nucleotides long. RefSeq lists its product as uncharacterized. The record is from RefSeq and is a predicted model, not a curated record. The transcript is spliced from 10 exons. NCBI's taxonomy places the organism in Eukaryota, Viridiplantae, Streptophyta, Magnoliopsida, Caryophyllales, Amaranthaceae. Bases 68 to 1501 code for a protein of 477 amino acids. Gene Ontology annotation, biological process: tRNA methylation.
UAAAGUCAAACACCAUUCUGAAAAUAUAUUUACCCGAUUUUCCACCCUAAAAAAAUGCUGAAAAUCUAUGGACAAGAUUGUGAAAAUGAAUAUAAUUGAAAAUCACAGUGCAGUGGUAAUAUCAAACAUGGAGAAACGAUGCCAAUUUUGGCUGCCGAAGAAGAAGAGAUUCUGCGCCAACACCCCCCUCAAUCCCUCAUCCUCAUUCUGUGGGAAUCACACCACAAGGUCCGAUGCCAACUGGGUUCCUUGUUCAAUCGACCCUUCACAUUGUGUGCUUGAAGAUAACAUGGAGGCACAUCUUAAGAAAUGCCCUCUUUUGAAACAAACACAGACUUUGUUAGUCCAGCCUUAUUACCAACAGGGCAUCAAUCGAGGUACAGAUGAUGAUUCUGCAGACCACCCCGAUUUUACUUCUGUAUUGAAGAGGAAUCUGGUUUAUUCUUUGACGGUUCCUCAGUUUUCGGACCUGCUCUCCAAGAUCUGCUCUAUUCACAAUUCCAUUUCUAAGGAUAUAGGCUUUUCUUAUAAGGUGCCUCCUGCCUGUCAUAUCUGGAUUAACAGGCUAAUUAGUAGGAAAUUGCCGUACCAAGAGAAGCAUGUCCAGCAACAGGCGUCAAUUCUUGGCAACUUGGAGGAAUUUGGGGUUCUGAGCAGUUCUACUCAAGCUUUGACAGAACAACAGUUUGAUCAUACUGCAUCACGUUACUGUGAAGAUAAUAUCUCUUCUGUUGUUGAGUUUGGAGCUGGUAGGGGCUAUUUGACACAGAUAUUAGCUGAUUGUUAUGGGAUCAGAAAGGUCUUCUUGGUUGAGCGUAAGUCAUACAAGCUGAAGGCUGAUCGAAGUUUACGACAGAAAGAGAACCUGGCAUUGGAGCGUUUAAGAAUUGACAUCGAAGACUUGAAUCUGAAUGCUGUCGAAUCUUUGAAGGGAAUACCUUACUUGGCGAUUGGUAAACAUCUAUGUGGACCUGCCACAGAUUUGACCCUUAGAUGUUGUCUUGGCGAACAAUGUGAUCAAGAUAUUGGGAUAGAAAAGAGUGUUCGUCCUCAACUUAGAAGCACUGCUGUGGCAACCUGUUGCCACCAUCUCUGCCAAUGGAAACACUACACAGGUAAAAAGUACCUAAAGAACCUAGGAAUCACUAAAGACGGUUUCCAUGCUAUUACUUGGUUUACCAGCUGGGCAGUAGAUGCUGAUCAUGGAUCAGAUCUUUCUGAUGAUGGUUUUUUGCAAUCUCCAUUGCCACCAGGUGAUAAUGAUGAAUAUGGUGGAGGUGGUAAAGAAGUUGAAGAUAUUAUAAGGAAUAUGAAAGCAGUGGACAGGGCAGCAUUGGGAUUCAUGUGCAAGGAUAUCAUUGACAUGGGAAGGUUGAUGUGGAUGAAGGAAUGCGGAUUAGAAGCUAAACUUGUCAAGUAUGUCCCAUCAGACAUUUCCCCUGAGAAUCGUUUACUGAUUGCUAAGGUAGCAGCACCAACCAUAUCUACACCAACAAGCUAAGAUGUAGGACUAAACACUAGUGACGAAAUGCAUGGAAUCCAUGACUCCACCUGAUAUUGAUGUACUCCUAUAAGACGUUAACCAGGCCAAGAAAGUGAAGUCUCGCUGUCUCGGAGAACAUUGUGUUAUGUACUUGUGUGUUUUGAGGAAACACAACAUCUUUUACUCUUUCUGCUUGUAAUGAAUAUGAUAUAAAGAAGUUAACUUGUUCAUUCAUCGAUGUACCUAGACCAUAUUUACGAGUAACAGACAAGGGGUAUCAGAUUUUGUACAACAUUCAUUUGGGACAUCAACUUUAAUUCCUUGCUGGUUUUCUCAGCUUUCAUAAGUCCAUUAGUCAAAUAUGGGUUCUCUCAA